AUCUGUUAUUAUGUUAUAUGUUGAACAUAAAACAUAUUAAUUUUCUCACAAUACACAGCAAAAUAAAUAUUAUUUAAUUCUAAAACAUUGUUCAUUAUCAUCGUGUAAUUAUUAAAAGCCUCAGCAUAUUGCAGCAUUAAUAUAUUAUAAUUCAAUUUAUUCUAUCGGGAUCAUGAAAAGUUUAUUACUUACCACGAUUGUUCUUUUUGCCUUUUAUCAGGCAGUAAAUGGUAUAGUAUGUCUCCCUAACUAUUGCGACAGUGUAAAAUGUGCAGAAAAUGUCGUUUGCAAAGAUUCUCAAUAUCUGCAAGAAGAUGGAAGUUAUUGUGGAUGUUGCGAUGUUUGCUAUUCAAAAUUAUAUGAGGGCGAUAUUUGCAUCGGAGAAUUGCUUAUUGGAGGAUAUCCAUUCAGAGCAAGAUGUGUAGAAGGAUUAAAAUGUAGCCGCGAUACAGCAAAAUGUGUCAAAGCCUAUUAAUAUUGAUAAACAAGAAUUUUUGUGUAGAUGAAUAAAUAACAAAAAUGAUUUUUUUAAUA
Diabrotica balteata is the source of this 534-nucleotide messenger RNA. The record is from the annotation of a GenBank genome assembly. Lineage: Eukaryota; Metazoa; Arthropoda; Insecta; Coleoptera; Chrysomelidae.